This is a messenger RNA of Anguilla anguilla (European eel), 1770 nucleotides long. It is a transcript of the gene rrh, whose product is annotated as retinal pigment epithelium-derived rhodopsin homolog. Gene Ontology annotation, molecular function: G protein-coupled receptor activity. Gene Ontology annotation, cellular component: photoreceptor outer segment; membrane. Bases 204 to 1202 code for a protein of 332 amino acids. The record is from RefSeq and is a predicted model, not a curated record. Gene Ontology annotation, biological process: visual perception; G protein-coupled receptor signaling pathway. The transcript is spliced from 7 exons. Lineage: Eukaryota; Metazoa; Chordata; Actinopteri; Anguilliformes; Anguillidae.
GGGAAAAUACAAAAAAAAAUACUAAUCCUUCCCAGCCCCCCACACUGGCAGAAUUUGUCAGAGUGAGAAACUCGGUCUCAGUCUUUCUCCCCGAAAGCUAAUAAGGCCCUGGUUCUGUAUGGAAGCUCCUCUCCACCUGUAGGAGUGGAACUAAUCAACAGCGGUGGUCCCCGGUUCCAACCCCGACUCUCCCUGGACGAGCGAUGGAGACUGCGGUUUUAAAUGCGACGGGGGACGGCGAAACGCACUCCGCGUUCACGCAGACCGAACACAACAUCGUGGCCGCCUACCUGAUCACAGCAGGGGUCAUCAGCCUGUUCAGCAACAUCGUGGUGCUGCUCAUGUUCGUCAAGUUCAAGGAGCUCCGCAACGCCACCAAUGCCAUCAUCAUCAACCUGGCCUUCACCGACAUCGGCGUCGCCGGCAUCGGGUACCCCAUGUCGGCCGCGUCCGAUCUCCACGGCAGCUGGAAGUUCGGCUACGUCGGUUGUCAGAUUUAUGCAGCCCUGAACAUCUUCUUUGGAAUGGCGAGUAUUGGGCUGCUCACAGUGGUUGCCAUUGACCGCUACUUGACCAUCUGCAGACCAGACAUAGGGCAGAAGAUGACCGCAAAGUCUUACACCACCAUGAUUCUGACCGCCUGGAUCAACGCUCUGUUCUGGUCCUCCAUGCCCGUGUUGGGCUGGGCCAGCUACGCCCCGGAUCCGACCGGGGCCACGUGCACCGUCAACUGGAGGAACAACGAUGCGUCGUUUGUGUCCUUCACCAUGUCUGUGAUUGCGGUGAACUUCGUCAUCCCCCUCUCCGUCAUGUUCUACUGCUACUACAACGUGUCAGUAACCAUGAAGAGGUACAAAGCUAGCAACUGCCUGGACAGCAUCAACAUAGACUGGUCAGACCAGAUGGACGUCACCAAGAUGUCUGUAGUGAUGAUCGUGAUGUUCCUCGUCGCUUGGUCGCCCUACUCCAUUGUGUGCCUCUGGGCCUCCUUCGGUGAUCCCCUAAAGAUCUCCGCCCCCAUGGCCAUCAUCGCACCCCUGUUUGCCAAGUCCUCCACCUUCUACAACCCCUGCAUAUAUGUCAUCGCCAACAAGAAGUUCAGGAGAGCCAUCUCUGGAAUGAUGCGGUGCCAGAGCAGGCAGCGAAUCACCAUCAACAACCAGGUUCCCAUGACGACCUCCCAGGUGCCUCUUACACAGUGAGGGAUGGCGCCCCCCUCUGCUGGUGGAGAGAAGAGAGGAGAAGAGGAAAAAGGUGAAGAGAAGGUGAACAGUGAUACUCUAUGUGAAGAGCACUGUCUGUCCAUUCUGCCCCUGCUGAACUCAGUCUCAUGUUAUUCCAUUUUCCGUGAUGACAGUUGUUUCUUUCCAGGUGUUGUUUUCAAUUCAAUGGUUUGAGUAAUGUAAUAUAUCUUUGGAUUAGUAGCUGAAUCAAAGUAACACUUAAGUGUUAUUCUUUGUCCGUUCCCACAAUAUACCACAAGUCUUUUCUCUUAUUUUGUGAAAGAAAAAAAACAAGAACUCCAAAUGAACUGCACAAAGUUCUAUUCUUGAACCACUAGUUGGAGUUAAACAAACAGCACUCCAGAUGGGUUUGAAUAUUGGCCCAAGUUUAGAACCUGACCUGUACGUGCAGAAUGUGGGGGCCUGUGAUUUGUGUUUUGACGUGUUAUGUUUGCUGUGCACAUCCUGUUCUCUUUGGUAUUGCGCUUUCUGAAACUGAAUGGGUCCAAGAUAAGAACACACACAUACACAAUAAAUGGAAAUGUUA